This is a messenger RNA of Uloborus diversus, 868 nucleotides long. Its product is annotated as ras-related protein Rab-1A-like. The transcript has 5 exons. Gene Ontology annotation, molecular function: GTP binding; GTPase activity. Lineage: Eukaryota; Metazoa; Arthropoda; Arachnida; Araneae; Uloboridae. Bases 88 to 663 code for a protein of 191 amino acids. The record is from RefSeq and is a predicted model, not a curated record.
GGGAAAACUUCUUUGCUUUUGCGCUUUACAACACAAACUUUCAAAGAGUUUCAGACUAGCACUAUAAUCGAUUGUCUUCAUAAACAAAUGAAUAUUGAAGGAAAAGAAGUAAAACUUGAUCUGUGGGAUACUGCAGGGCAAGAUCGGUAUAGGACACUUACUAAAAGUUACUACAGGAUGGCGGACGGUGUUAUUCUAGUCUAUGAUGUUGGAAACAUAGUUUCUUUCAGCAAACUUACUAGCUGGCUUCAAGAACUCAGAGGAAUGAAUGAAAAUGCGGCAAUUGUAAUAGUUGGGAACAAAACAGAUAAUUUGAACCGAAGGGCUGUAACACUACAAGCAGUUGAAAGCUAUGCUAAAGAAGAAAAAUUACCAUUCAUAGAAACGAGUGCAAAAAAUGGGAAUAAUGUUAACACGAUUUUUGAGAGUCUGAUACGCGAGAUACUCUUCAGAAAAGGAAUCAUCUCGAGUUCUUCUCCCCUUUUCAAUACUCAAGAAAUAAGCGCAGAAUCUUCUAAGACGAUUGACUGUGAUCAUCAAGAAGCUACUGAGACUGCUAAAACUGGCGCAGCAACUUCGCUGCCGCCAAUUGUUAAUCUGCCUAAUAAUACAAUAAAACUCACUGUGAAGAAAGAUGGAACAAAAAAGAAAAAUUGCUGUUGAAAUACGAAGUCUGUGUUUGCGAUGUGUAUAUAUUCUUAUGCGUUUUUAGAACAUAAGUUUUAAUCAGGAGCACAUUAGAAGGGAUUUCUUUGAAUUGAUCUCUCAACUAGUUCUUAGCAGAUUUUCUCAUCAUUUUCAUUGUGACUCACAGUCAGUUUAAAACGAAUUUGCCAUACAUACACUGUGAUUUUUGUAAAAUUUGAAA